This is a messenger RNA of Capsicum annuum, 3178 nucleotides long. RefSeq names its product RNA cytosine C(5)-methyltransferase NSUN2. NCBI's taxonomy places the organism in Eukaryota, Viridiplantae, Streptophyta, Magnoliopsida, Solanales, Solanaceae. Gene Ontology annotation, biological process: RNA methylation. The record is from RefSeq and is a predicted model, not a curated record. The coding region runs from base 146 to 2968 and encodes 940 amino acids. The transcript is spliced from 15 exons. Gene Ontology annotation, molecular function: tRNA (cytidine-N5)-methyltransferase activity; RNA binding.
AAUGAAAGUUAUUUUCUUCUUUUAAGCCCAGUACUUUAUCAGCCCAAAAUUUCUUCAAUUCUACCAAAUAAACCCCCAAACAAAAAAUACUAUUCAGUUUCCCCCUCUCCUUUCAAUUUGCAGCAGCAGCCAAAGAAGAAGAAAGAUGGGUGGAAGAGGAAGGUCAAGGACUCAAAGAAAACACUUUAGACACAACAGAGAAAAUGUAUGGAAAAGAAGCAAACACGAUGAUGCUGAGCAGACAGACAGUGUUGUUACUACUAAUGAUGUCAGCAACAAAGAGCAACAACCUAGUAAGAAACAUUGGGAACCUUUUGCCACUCAAAAUCUUGCCUUUGAUGAGUAUUACAAGGAGCAAGGAAUAGUGCCAACGGAAGAGUGGGAUACUUUUAUUGGGUCUCUCAGAACUCCUUUGCCUGCUGCAUUCAGGAUCAACUCCAGUACCCAGUGCUAUGAGGAUAUUCGGACCAAGUUGGAGAACGAUUUUAUGAAAUCUAUUCAGGCAGAGGGUGUAGAUGGGAGUGAGAUCGAGGGAAUAAAACCAUUACCUUGGUAUCCAGAGAAUCUUGCUUGGCAGUCUAAUUUUUCACGUAACCAGCUGAGGAAAAACCAAGUACUUGAGAGGUUCCAUGAGUUCUUGAAGCUACAAAAUGAAAUUGGAAACAUUACGAGACAGGAGGCUGUUAGCAUGGUUCCUCCGCUGUUCCUGGAUGUACGCCCGGAUCAUUUUGCUCUUGACAUGUGCGCAGCUCCCGGUUCGAAAACAUUUCAGUUGCUUGAGAUGAUACACCACUUGGCUGAACCUGGGACAUUACCUAGUGGAAUGGUCUUAGCUAAUGAUGUUGAUGUCCAAAGGUGUAACCUUCUUAUUCAUCAAACAAAGAGAAUGUCUACUGCCAACUUGAUCGUCACAAACCAUGAAGCGCAGCACUUCCCAAGCUGUCGUUUAGAUAGAAAUUGUGCAAAUGGUUCUGAGACACAAAAAGUGAGUGAAUUAGAUAUUAAUCAACUUCAGUUUGAUCGUGUCUUGUGUGAUGUUCCAUGCAGUGGUGAUGGCACUCUGCGGAAGGCUCCGGAUAUAUGGAGGAAAUGGAAUGCUGGAAAUGGUAAUGGUCUCCAUGGGCUACAGAUUCAGAUAGCAAUGCGAGGAUUGUCUUUGCUUAAAGUAGGUGGAAGGAUGGUUUAUUCAACUUGCUCGAUGAAUCCCAUUGAGAAUGAGGCAGUGGUUGCUGAGGUUUUGCGGAGAUGUGGGGUGUCCGUUGAACUCGUUGAUGUGUCCAGUGAGCUUCCUCAGCUUGUUCGCAGACCAGGUCUUAAAAAAUGGAAGGUUCGAGAUAAAGGAGCGUGGUGGACUUCUUACAAAGAUGUUCCUGAGUGCCGUAGAAAUGCAAUUGUUCCAGGGAUGUUCCCCUCCGGCAACACCUAUGUGGAUGCAUCUGAGAAGAAUGAUGAUGCAACUAGAGACCAAUUGUCUGAUAGUGGAAAUAAUGGUAAUGGCAUCGCGGCGUUGGAGAAUCCUACAACUGCAGCUACAAUCUCAGAUGAGGAAGUUUCUACUCUGCCGCUGGAACGCUGUAUGAGGAUAGUGCCUCAUGAUCAGAAUAGUGGAGCCUUCUUUAUUUCUGUCUUUCAAAAGCUCUCUCCUUUGCCGGCUGCAGCCUUUCAGCAGAAGAAACCUGUGUCUUCGCGAGGGAAGUCGAGUUCCAGUGAUGUUAAGGUCAAAGAAGAUGUGAAUGUUGAGGAUGUCAAGCCAUUGGAUUCUGUUGGCAGCCAAGAAGCAACCAUGGAUGAUGCUGAUAUUCAAGCUGAAAGUGUAACAACUAAGGUCAAAGAAGAUGAAAACACCGAGGAUGUUAAACCAGUGGAUUCUGUUGGUAGCCAAGAUGCGACUAUGGAUGAUGCUGAUAUUCAAGCUGAAAGUGUGACAACUAAGGUCAAAGAAGAUGAAAACACCGAGGAUGUAAAGCCAGUGGAUUCUGUUGGUAGCCAAGAUGCAACUAUGGAUGAUGCUGGCAAUGGAACAGAUGAGACUGCUUUGAAUACUGAGCCCAGUGAUAUAUUGGAGAAAGCCGAUAAAGAGGAAACUCAACCUUCAACUGAUAUAAGAGCUGAGCCCGAGACUGCUUUGAAUACUGAGCCCAGUGGUAUAUUGGAGAAAGCUGAUAAAGAGGAAACUCAACCUUCAACUGAUUUAAGAGCUGAGCCCGAGACUGCUAGAGGCAAAAGAAAAUUACAAAUGCAAGGCAAGUGGAGAGGGGUUGACCCGGUUAUAUUUUACAAGGAGGAGGCUGUUGUGGGUAAGAUAAAGGAUUUCUACGGUAUCAAGGAAUCCUUUCUAUUCGAAGGACAUUUGAUUACAAGGAAUAGCGACAUGAACCAUGUGAAGAGAAUUUAUUAUGUGUCAAAGUCUGUGAAGGAAGUUCUGCAUCUCAAUUUUCUAGCUGGUCAGCAGCUUAAAAUAGCUUCAGUUGGGCUCAAGAUGUUUGAGCGCCAAACAUCAAAAGACGGUGCAUCUGCACCAUGUAUAUUCCGCAUAUCAUCUGAAGGAUUGCCAUUAAUGUUGCCACAUAUAACCAAACAAAUAUUAUACGCAUUUCCUGCAGACUUCAAGCAUCUUUUGCAGUACAAGAGCAUUAAAUUUGGUGAUUUCGUGGAUGCUGAAUUUGGUGAAAAGGCGUCACAGCUGUUGAUGGGUUGUUGUGUCGUCGUUCUGAACAAAGAAAAUAAGACGCUGUCGGAAGCUCAAGCAGAUCCAUCAACUAUUGCUAUAGGAUGCUGGAGAGGCAGGGCUAAUAUCUCAGUAAUGGUUACCGCUCUUGAUUGCCAAGAACUUCUUGAAAGGAUGUCAAUGAGUGUGGCGGAGGAAACAAAAGCAUCCUCGCCAGAAAUCAAGCCAUCAACUAACAAAGCAGAUGAAAUUGUUGAACUAGUUGAUGAUGAAGCUAAAGAAAACAUAGAACAACCAUGAGAACACUCCUAUUAUAACAAUCACAAUUUUGGACGCUUGUUAUAGGUUAACCAUGAUUAUGAAUUUAGUAAUUGCUUGUUGUAGGUUACUCAAAGUUUAUUCAAUACAUCUGCAAAGAUAAUUCUUAGAUGAAGAUGGUUUGAAGAAUCCUCUUAUUUGUGUAUUUUUAAAUUUUUAAUCAAUAUGCAUCUUUUGGCAAUUGAGCCUAAA